Eleginops maclovinus (Patagonian blennie) is the source of this 3263-nucleotide messenger RNA. It is a transcript of the gene ifnlr1, whose product is annotated as interferon lambda receptor 1. Gene Ontology annotation, cellular component: plasma membrane. The transcript has 7 exons. The coding region runs from base 299 to 2092 and encodes 597 amino acids. Lineage: Eukaryota; Metazoa; Chordata; Actinopteri; Perciformes; Eleginopidae. Gene Ontology annotation, molecular function: protein binding; cytokine receptor activity. The record is from RefSeq and is a predicted model, not a curated record. Gene Ontology annotation, biological process: cytokine-mediated signaling pathway.
UAUUCCAAAGUACACCUGCAGUGCACACCUGAAUAAAGCCACUCCUUUCCCAGACUGCAUCAGAGAUGGUUGCGCGGCGGAGGCCAGAAAAACUAACUAAACUCCUUUACAGCUUUAAGAUUUUACAGCCCAUCUGACAUCCACUCUGUUUUAGUUUUGUGUGAUUUCCGAGGGUUUAUUUUUGAUUUUGUCUGUUUUUUUAUGGUGUGGAAUUUAUGUGACAUUUGUUAAGAACUCACAACUUAGCGGCGGCAGUUUCAGAGGACAACUUUGUUUUUUCCUGUGGCCCAGAUACCAAAUGAAGAUGUGGUCUCUGAAUGUCAUCAUCCUGCUUCUGUUUUGCUAUGCUUCUCUUUUAACCUGCAACGGAAGAGUGUAUUUUGUCUCCAAGAACUUUUACAACAUACUGCACUGGGACCCUGUGAAGCCUGCCUUCCCCGGGGAACAGGUCCUCUAUAGCGUCCGGUACAGGAGUGAUGUUAAGGAUCAGCCAUUCCAGAUAAAAAAGGAGUGUCAGAACCUUACUGCUCUGUUCUGUGACCUGACUGUGGAGACCCCAUCAGUGUAUGACGUUCACUACUGGGCUCAGGUUUACUCCAAUGGUAGCUUGCGUGGCAGCCAGAAAUUUAAACCUAUAGCAGAAACUAUUUUUGGUCCACCAAUCUUGUUUACACACACAACCGUGUCAACCUUGCACGUUAACGUCACCCUGCCCUUGGGGCCAAAAGGGACCUCCGUUGCGGACAUCAUCACCAGAAGCAAAAAUGGGCCUUACAAAGUUGACAUUGUUUAUACCCUCAACAUCAUCAAGCCAAAGUGGGCUGCACAGGUUAAUCGAACCACAACUGGCCGGUUUGUGUUCAACUUGAAGAGCAACCAAACCGAGUACUGUGGCAACGUGUUCUACACGCCGUUAACUGAGGGACAUUCAAAAAGUGAAAAUGCUACGUUCUGUGUCACACUGCCAGAUGAUCCUCUAAUGCUUUUGCCAUGGCUUCUUGUGAGUGCUGCUCUACUGAUGACCAUAAUCAUAGUGUCAGUUGUGUAUAUCUGCAACUACGUGAAGGGUGGAAAGGAAAAGAGCAUGCCACAGCUAUUGGUAACCACCUCCAGCACCCCACACAGAGUUCUGCAGUCUCCAGAUGGGAAUCUCAUUAUUUCCAAACCGGAGAUCUGCGUUCAAAGUGAACCAACAGUUUACUCAACAAUUCGAGUGAAGACAAAUAGGCUUGUAGCUGUGUCUGGAGGUUAUUCCCCCCAGGACGUCCCCUUGCAAGACAGCAAUUGCUCUUCUGUGGAGAUACAUGAGCAAAGUGUGACCUCAAAACCCGAGAACACGAGCGGCCAGUCGUCAGAGAGUUACGGUGUAGUAGCUGUCCAUGUCCCUGCUGCACAGAGUGAACACUUUCAGCAGACUACUAAUGACAACAGAGAAACCAGUAAAGUACAAUUAUCUUCCAGUGGAGAAAGUUGGAAUAAAGAGACAUCAAGUCGAAACCUGACCUCACUUGGAGUACAAACGUUAUCAGAACAGGAACCAUGUGAUUCCAAUCCAGCCAGACCCCUGCUGUUGCAAACAGUGCGGGAUAUCAAUGGACAACUUGUGUUGCCUUCACUCAUCUUUCAGUUACAGAGCGACACAGAGGACAUUAUAUCACCUCUUAACUCAGAGAGAAAACCUCUUUUAUCUGAGCUCAUAGACUCCAAGACGGAGCGGCCAUCAUUGGACUCCUUGCAGAGCUUUGACAGCUCAGAGUGGUCGGACUCAGGGUUUGACAAUUGCAGUGUAAGCAGCCCAACCCAGCCCUACUGCAACAGUCAGUAUUUCGACUCUCAACCAGUUGCUUCUUAUUUCCCACUGGGAUGUCAGAACACAUCUACAGAUACCAUGUUUGAAUCCAGUUACAAACAACGCUGGGUGCCUACAAUCCCUCUUGACAUUGCAUCAACAGAUAGUUGUGAAUACAGAAAGACUAACUACCCUUGGACCAGGACGGGUCUCAAAAAGGAGGAGGAAGAUGAAGAUAGGGGAGAAGAGGAGGUAUCGAGGCCAAUUCUUCUGGGAGGUUGGGUGGUUCAAGUUCAAGAAUAAACUCUUUACAACCUAAAGCCUGCUUUGUUUAUGGGAGCACUAGAGACAAUCGAGAACUGAAUGGCUUUGCUGUGUGCUGUGUGGCCAAUGACACAUAGACAUGUGUUUCUCCUUAAACAUAUUUCAAAUUUAGCCCAAACUAAGUCUCAUUCAACAACAUCUACACCUUUUAAUACAGUACAUUUCAUAUCAUAAAUGUAAUAUAUUAUGUUUCACUGUAAAUCUGGUUUUAUUUAUCCUUUCACAAUUGUAAAAACACAAGACUGUAUGUAUUGUUUACAUUGGAAGACAUGAUUGUAUCUAUAUUGUAAAUUUUAAAGAAUUACAGUUUAUAUGAGUAUUUUUCACAUUAACAUAGUAGUGUAAAGACAGCUUCGUUCUGUUUUGUUUGCAUAAUGUAAGGAAAACACAUGAUCACACCUGUCAUGUUUGUAUGGUAAGUGGUAGGAAAAGCUGUUUAAAUGAGCUUCUUAGAAUUAAACUCAGUCGGACCACUUUAAAAACAGCUGCAAUGACACAGUCAGUGUGUGUCAGUAUGGUAACACAAUAGUGCAACAUUUACCAAUGUCUAAAAUACACAAACCCAAUCUGGCCACUUUUAAAUUAUAAUGUGGACAGUCAGCCUUAAAGAUUAGCUAUGAAAACAACCAUGAUUGCUUUGUGGCCGAACAAAGCAUUAGGCAUUGUCACCGUUUGAGCCAUUUAAAACUAGUCUUAUUGACUGAAUUUCUACUAGAAAGACUGUUUUCUUACUUUACCAACACUAACAUAUUUCAGUAUUAUCAGUGUUUCAUCCCUACAUUAAAAAUAGGAAAUGUUUCAGAUUGUUGUAACUCACAACAUUCAUGACCUCAUUGUGUUCUCCCCAUUGUUUGCUGUCCUUUCAGAGAAAGAAGAUACAGUGUGUAAAAAUAUAUUCGAAGGUGGGGUCAUGGUGCAACCUGAGCCACGCUGAUAACAGCCUGAGCGCAAUCUCUUUUACGCAGCUCUAAAGUAAUAACGCGAGGUGUGUUAAAAAGUACGAUGUGAGUACGGACACAUUAUACUAAGAAUGUACAUGAAUGCAUGCAAGUUAAAGUUACAACUUUGCUUUAUCCUGUAUUUGCAUGUUGGAAAGUUUAAAUUAUAUUGAAAUUCUGAAAAAUAAACAUUGGAGAACCUUUCAUUCUCA